AUUUUCAAAAGUAGUCGUUACUCAUUAUGUACAGCUGUGGGCUGUGUAAUUGUACUUUUGAGACUGAAAAGGAAAGCUAUGAACAUGACAUAAGUGACAAACACCAUAGGAAAUUCGAGGAAACUGAAAAGUUUUAUGGACGUCAGGCGCGUCACUUUUGUUCAAUAUGCAAUUGUGGGAAUAUACAAGGAAUUACUUGUUGGCACAACCAUACUCGUGGAGCUCGUCAUAGAAACAGUCUGAUAUCACUCUAUGAGUGUUAUGGAGAAAAAGGGCCAGAUGUAAAUGUAGAAAGUUCAACGCAAUCAAGUCGUAAUGGAUUCAAACCAGUUCAAAAACAUGCUCCAGGCAGUAGUAACUCUCAAACAUAUUCUGGGAAACGUUCAUCACAUGAUGUUUAUCAAUCUUCGUCAGAUAUCAAACGUGAUAAGUUUAGUUCUCCUAUGCAGCCUACCAAAAAGUCAAAAGUUAUCAAUACUUCAGACGCACAAGAAGGUGGAAUGAUGUUAAACAUAUUGGAAACUAUUCAUAAAGACUCACCUACUCCUCGAAAAAAUGGUAAACAAGCUCAAAAGAUAAACACUGUCAGUCCAAAAACUAAAAAUUCAAAUAUCUGUAAACAAUCAGCAGAAACAUCAAAGGGUAAACAAAACAAUAAGAUGUGUACUCCUGUUAAAACAAAAACUGUAAAAAAUAAACGAAUUCCUGAAUGCUGUGAAGUAACUAGUCAUCCAAUAACUCCUGAAAACCGAUCUGAAGUCAGCUCAAAAGUUGAAGAUAUAAGUAAAAGUCAAGAAUUACUGUGUAUGGAAAAGGCGUUAAUUAUUUCUCAAGAAUUACAAUCACUUAAAAUAAAACAAGAUGAAUUGGAGGAGAAAUUACAAAAUACAGAAGCUGAAUUGAAUCUGGUUAGAUCCAAAAGACGCGAGUUGAAACAACAACGAUCCAGUCUUUUAAAAGGUCUUAAUCAUUCCGACUCUGAUGUUGAAAGUCAUGCAGAUAGUUCACGUUCUGAGGUAACAGAUACCCGACAGAAUGUUGCUUUACCAAUUCAAAAACCAAGUGUUAAAGCUGUUGCGUCUAUAGCUCCUUUAGAUACAUUUAUGAAUACAAUACAAUCAUCUGAUGAUAGCACUAUUUGUUCGAAUAAGUCAAAGAUGAUUAACAGACAACCAAUCGAUGAACCUUUACCUUCAACUUCAUAUGCUACAGGAAACAGAGGACAAUUUGAUUUCGAACAACAACAACAACAACACCAGCAACAACAACCACAUCAACACCAACAACAUCAAAGAAAUAUUCCCACCUCCUCACCAGUAGCUCCAGAAACUACUUUCAAUAUUCCUUCAACCUCUGGAAUCUCGAACACUCCUACUCCUAUACUACCUCAACAACCAAUCUCUGAUCCUCAUAAUUCUCUACCUGUCAAUUCUACCUCAAAUGCUGUUGAUUUGGAACGCUUGGCUUUAAUUCGUCAAGCUCUUCAAUCCCCUGAUAGUUGGCAGUUUACCUUUGAUGAAGUUGAUCAAAUGUUGAAACAAGCAGCAGCAAAAGCCUCUGCUAAUAGUGCAUCUCAUCGUACUACUGAAGUACCACAACAGCCUACUCAGACAAGUUCGAGAACAGAUCCAUCAGGUCCUAGUAAUGAUACAAUAACAUCUGUACCCAUAAAAGCAGAACCAACUGUCUAUACAACAUCAGAAGCGAAUGAACCAUCGGAACAUCUGUCUACAAAUCACACCACUGUCACCAAACCCAAUGUGUCUAGUGCUCCUACUCCGUCUUGUCUGCCUCAAAUAACCUCUGUACACUGUGUUCAACCUCCAGGUGAAACGAUAAAAACAAAUCACUCUUCAUCUUCUUCUUUCACGUCAUCAGAUGAGGAAACGUCUAAUACACAUACACGGACAGCACAUGAUAAAAGUCAGAUUUCAUAUCCUUUAAAAACUCAAACAGAAACUGAUACUUCUAGUCAAACAGACAUAAAAUUGUCUACUUACUCAGGUUCGAUGUCAUCAUCAUCAUCUAAGGGUGGGAUUAAAAUUGGUGAAUUUCAUGCAUUCAAUGGGUGUACAUCAGCUGUUAUCGACAUGGUUGUUCAUCCAAGCACACAGGUGCUUUAUAUUGGUGGACAAAAUGGAACAAUUGUGGAGUGUGAUCUUAAGACUCAUCAGUGUAUAACUAAACUCCCUCUUAGAGAUGCAAGUAUUACCCGAUUGUGUUUAGAUCCUAAAGGCGAAUCCAUACACGUUGGUUAUUAUGAUCAGUAUUUUGCUGAUUACAGUUUAUCAACUGGUCUCUUAGUGCAUAAAAACGUUUUCUCCAGUCGUAUUGAAGCAAUGGCAGCUGCUCCAUCACCUGAUAUACCAUUUAUAUUUUUGGGUCUAUUCGGUGGUGAUAUACUACGCUAUAACUUUAAGACACAUGCAAUUGGUUUUCUUUGUCGACAUACAUCUAGUUAUCAUCAAUCAGAAUCUAGAGUUAAUAAAACAGAUGAUGUAGAACAGACAACAGGUAGAUCUCAGUCGAAUGAACCAGCUGGUGUCACUUCACUCUGUCUUGUUCAAUCUGGAACCUCUUUGUUGUUAAUUAUUGGUGGCUUAGAUCGGUCAAUUUCUAUCGUUUCAGCUAGUAAUGGAAAUUUAAUAUCUUCGAUACAAAGUUGUAAACAAAAAGGACCUCCUCAGGGGAUUUCCAGUCUUCCUAUCGGCUCUUUCUUUUCUUCUUUUUCUGAUCGUUCAAUUCGUAUUUAUAACUGGAAGACUGGAGCUGCUGAACUGAGUUUCCAUGUACACAAAAUAUCAAGUUCCUGUAUAAUGCAUCGCUAUAUAGCUGUAGGAGAUUCUGAAGGCGCAGUUCGUGUAUAUAAAUUUCAACCAAAUGGGUUGCCGCAAACACGACCGAUAAAAGUUUAUUUCAUAUCUGCUAGAGGAGCAGUCACUUCACUUGUAUGCGCAGGAGACAGUUUAAUCGCUGGAAGUUUGGACGGAUCGGUUACCGUUAUCUUGGUUAAUGAACCAGCCUCAGAUUAUACAUGUCUUUAUGGACGAAAAUGUGGUGAAAAUUGUGGACUGGGAUUUAUGGAUCGUCGUGACCUACUUCAUCAUGUGCUCAAUGAACACCUUCAUUUUGGAAAUAAGAAAACAAUAAUGUGUGGAUGGGGUGCAGGUCGUUGUAGAGUACGGUUCACAGAAACACAAACUAUCAGGUCUAUCAGUGAUCAUCUAUUGACCCAUAUACCUGAUUGAUUGAUCGGUUGUAAAGAAGAAUGAACAGACACUGCCUCUAUUGUAAAAUAGAAAUUCAGAUUAUGUAUAUUGUGCAUUAAAAUAUGUACAGAAUAAGUAAAUAAAUAUUCAUUUUCUUUUUA
Molecule: messenger RNA, 3370 nt
Organism: Trichobilharzia regenti
Lineage: Eukaryota; Metazoa; Platyhelminthes; Trematoda; Strigeidida; Schistosomatidae
Source: the annotation of a GenBank genome assembly